Microstroma glucosiphilum is the source of this 1543-nucleotide messenger RNA. RefSeq names its product putative ARO2-chorismate synthase. Bases 81 to 1433 code for a protein of 450 amino acids. Lineage: Eukaryota; Fungi; Basidiomycota; Exobasidiomycetes; Microstromatales; Microstromataceae. Gene Ontology annotation, biological process: chorismate biosynthetic process; aromatic amino acid biosynthetic process. The transcript has a single exon. Gene Ontology annotation, cellular component: cytosol. Gene Ontology annotation, molecular function: FMN binding; chorismate synthase activity. The record is from RefSeq and is a predicted model, not a curated record.
CUUGGCAGCAUAUACUCACUCACCCGAGGAGAAGAAGGUAUCGUCCUCACCAUCACCUAACUCCCCACUCGCCACACAACAUGUCCUCCUUUGGCUCGAACUUCCGAGUCACAACCUAUGGAGAGUCCCACUGCGCCUCUGUAGGCUGCAUCGUCGAUGGUGUCCCUCCUGGCAUGGCCCUCAAGCCAGAAGACAUCCAGGUGCAGCUCACCAGGCGUCGUCCAGGACAAUCCGCCCUCACUACUCCCAGAGACGAGAAGGACCGCGUAGAGAUCCAAUCUGGGGUGGAGAACGGAGUCACACUCGGUACACCCAUCGCCAUGCUGGUAAAGAACCAGGACCAGAGACCAAAGGACUACACUGACCAGACACUGGACGAGUACCCCAGACCAUCCCAUGCCGAUUUCACCUACCUGGAGAAGUACGGCGUAAAGGCUAGCAGUGGUGGAGGAAGGUCAUCAGCUAGAGAGACCAUCGGAAGGGUAGCAGCUGGAGCUCUGGCAGAAAAGUACCUCAAGGAGGCUUACGGAGUUGAGAUUGUAGCCUUCGUCAGCUCGGUAGGCAAGGUCCACAUUCCUCGCUUCCCCGGAGAGAAGCUCGCAGGAGAGGCCCAAGCAAGCAAGACGGUCGAUGCCGCCGAGACUUCCUUUGCAAAUGGUACCGCAAAGACCGAAGAGGCUCCCUCGUCUAGCAGCAUUGACAACCACAUCGAUACCCGCGGCAUGGAAGAGGACGAGGCAGAGGAGCCUCUGUCAGAAGAGUUCCGCAAGCUAUUGAGCACAGUGACUCGUGCAGAGGUCGACAAGAACGAGAUGAGGUGUCCUCACCCAGUAGCCAUGGAGCGCAUGCGGCAACGUAUUCUGCUAGCCAAGUCAAAGAAUGACUCCAUCGGAGGUACAGUGACCUGCGUUAUCCGCGGCCUGCCAAGCGGUCUCGGCGAACCCUGCUUUGACAAGUUCGAAGCCAAGCUAGGUCACGCCAUGCUUUCCAUUCCUGCUACAAAGGCAUUCGAGAUCGGCUCUGGAUUCAGAGGAACAGAAGUGCCUGGCUCGAGGCACAAUGACGCCUUUGAGAUCAAGGAGAACGGCAGGUUGGGCACAAAGACGAACUGGUCCGGUGGAGUGCAGGGUGGUAUCACAAAUGGUGAGGACGUCUACUUCAGGCUAGGCUUCAAGUCGCCUGCUACUAUUUCACAGCCUCAAGCUACGAGUACCUACGGCGGUUCGUCCGGGACUCUAUCGACGAGGGGUCGACACGACCCUUGUGUCGUUGCACGUGCUGUGCCAAUCGUUGAAGGAAUGGCCGCUCUCGUGUGCAUGGACAUGGUUCUCGCUCAGGCUGGAAGGGUCGGCGUGAAGAGCCUGGUGCCCAAGGAGGUGGUUGAGGAGCUGCCGAUCAGCAUGAAGGGCGGUAAGAGGAUGAGGCCAGAGUAAGAGUCGGGACGCGGAGCUCGCUGAGACAUCUGAAGAGCAUGUAGUCGCAUGGUGGCUGAUGUCACCACCCAAAAUUUGCAAUGAGCAUUACACAUAGACGAAAGCAAUCG